CUGGAAGCCCAGGCGCGCACUGGAAGAGCAGACUACUCGGGAGUGGUCCCUCAGGAUGGAACAGUAACACCGGCAACGGACGCGCCACCGCCCGAGCGGGUUGUAGGGUUAACCAUGGUCCACACGCACGCUGCUAACACGAGUCAACAAGCGGCGCAGGUGGCUCUAGUAUUAUGGUCAGCUUUUAUCUAUCCUUCUCAGCAUCUUGGUACCCUUUUGCCCUUUAUUGCCGUGGUGAAGCACAAAGGCACAGGGGUCCAGAUGAGGGGACGAGACGAACAUGAGCUCACUCCAAUAGUACGCCAGGCCUUUAGCCCAGAGAGUUUCCAACAGCUACAAAAUAAUCCGAGUAAUCAUUUGCCAGCAGCAGGCGGCAUUGGUGCCGCAAUCGCCAACUCGCAGCUUACACAGCCGGCUCACGGGAGUUAUCGACCGGGAACAGUAGACGGCAUGUUCCAAAACCCUUUCACCCGGUCAGCUCGCACACGGGACACAACACUGGGACAGCAACCAAUUCUACCGAGCCGCCCGAAUACACUUCUUGCGGGGGACUUGAACCACAUCGGGACGAAUAUUUUGCCACGCGCAGAGUUAGGGCCAUUUGUGAUUGUCGCGUAGUGGCUUCAUUGUGGUAUGUCUUUAAGAAUGAUUUAUAGGGAUUCCGUUUUCGAUUUGAAGGGAAGCAGGAACAAGGGGUGGAAUCCACUUGGGCUUAAACAGGAACUCAGUAAACUCUACUAUAGUGAGGAGAAACUACGAUGACGGCCGCUAAUACAAAAUCAAGCGCAAGGGAAGCAGCCGGGAUAUCAACUGCCGAUUCGCAGCGCGAAUGGCCCCGCAAGCAGAGAAGUGAUGGACGUGCUCUAUUUUGGGGAUCACGUGAGAUUAUGGCAAGAAGCCUCUCUGACUCUAUUAAGUAUUUCAUUCAAGAUUACUAUCUUACCGUUCGCGUCUAAUGAGAGCUCGUCCGCUAGAAAAGUUUGCGCCAGCUGUGAUGACUGCGGACCAUAGGGCACGAAUGUACGCUAUUUAUGCGCGAAACCCUCCUCGCCUCAAUACGCACCCCCUUCAACGCUGGCGGGGUGAUCCUGGAGCAUAUGACCUUAAGGCAGUGAUGGUGAUCCUUGUUUGGGAACAUUCCCACUUUCUUGCAUGAAGAUGGACAAGAACAAGUUCCUUUGCCACCUUGAAUAUGUGAUAAAGUUAGAGCAGUAAGGCCAAUAUUAUUACAUAGCGGGCUUCGAGUUGACACGAGUUGCUCGAGUUGCCGAGGCGAGGCCCUUCAUUACUGGAACGAUUUGCCUGAAGAAGCUAGCUGCGUCGAAAUGGUAGCAAAGGAGUGCGGAGGGGGCGCCAAAGUACUCACUCGGAAAGCGGGGCGCCCUCUUCGGGAGCUCCUUCGCAGAGGAAGGCUGGGGUGGCGCUGCUUCUUUGCGUUUGGGGUCGACAGUGGCGCGCCUGUUCCCACGCAGUCGCGGCGGUCGGGGGCAAGUGCCUCGCCCUUCUGUGCUUGUGGAUUGGUUCGCUGGGGAAUGUCAGCCUGGGACUGGGCUUUCGGUCUUCGACGUUGCGGUGGGAGGGGUCCCCGCCACGGUGGGCGCGUCGCUGGCUUGCGGUCGAAGGGUGCCCCUGUGAAAUUGAGAAACACGCGGCGGGGGCUGUCUGGGCGGGUCGUGGUGAGUGCGGUUCUCCUUUGGUCGGCAGGCGGGUGGGCUGGUGUGGUACAUGCUACACCCCCAGGCCCCCCGCGCUGGACCCGUUGCGGGCAUUUUGCUGCCCCUCUUGGCUGUCUUCCACGGGCAAACUCCCCUUCUUUUGGCCAGCAGUAUUCUUGUCUUCUAGUGCUUCAACGUCUGGCCAAGCCUACGCCCGCAGGCCGCAGCGGGAAAACUUUCAUGGAGCAGAGACACGGUUCGCAGCGCCGUGCGCUCCUGUUCGGGUUUCUUGGCGUCUCAUGAAGCUGCGCCCGAAGGGCGCCGCGCAAAAAAUUAGGGUGGGCAACUCGAGCAACCCGAGAACUCGACUCGAUACGGGUCAAGAAAAGCCUUCCUCUGUGAUAUUGCUCUCUUUGUCGUGGUCUUCUAAAGAGAUCUCUAACACUCGGAGCCAUCAUGACCGAGGCUAUUCGCGGAGCCCCAGCCCAUCACCGAACGGUGGCGGCUCGUCACCUUCGUCAGCGAGCGGUGGGCCAUGGUGUGGGGGUCCGUCGAGUUCGUCAUCCUCAUCAACGAGUGCGCCAUCGAUGAGCGCGUCGUCGA
Molecule: messenger RNA, 2258 nt
Organism: Amoebophrya sp. A25
Lineage: Eukaryota; Dinophyceae; Syndiniales; Amoebophryaceae
Source: the annotation of a GenBank genome assembly